AUUCUUGUUCUAGCUUUGAUUAUUUCCACUCACUAAUGGUUCAUAACCUCCACAGAUGGAUGUGAACUGGUGCUGGCAGUGGGAGCAGCCGUGGUGCGACCGGGUGGUGUGAUCCAGUGACUUUGGUGCCCGUCAGCAAGCAGGUGGGCCAAGGAUUGUGCAAGGCUCUGGAGCUCUGGAGGAGGUGUGAGUGUGUGAGGGGGAACCUGCUCUGACCUCAUGUAAGUCUCCUAUAGGAGGCAACAGUCAAGUACCUGCACCAGGCAAAGGUUGAUCCAGGUCUGUCCUCCACCUCACAAGCUCCAGUCUAGUUGAUGCCGCUCAGCUCUGCCAUCAGAGAAGCAAAUUCAGAAUGAGUUUCACAGAAAAUUCAGUGACGAACAAAGGUGUUGCAGCCAUGGAUGGGAAUGUUGAAAGCAUCUCUUUCCAGAAGGAACAGACUGAAGAUGUAAAGACUCCCUCUGCUGUUGUCCUCAACGGAAAAGUCAGCACAACUGACCUCAGCGAGACGCCGGCUGCAGAGGACCAGGAGACUCAUCCUGCCAGUAACGCUGAACCACCGGCCGAACCUCUCCCAUCUCCUGAACCAGAAGCAGGAGCUACUGAAGAACUUCAACCAGAGGAACCCAAGGCGACUGUCCUGACGAAGACCAGCUUGGCAACGACUUUGGCCCCUGCAGACCAGCUAUGGAGCACCAGGAGAGACAAGGCGGUCAGGCUGAGGAUGGAGGGUUCUGGUCCGGGCUCCGAGACGCCCAUCACCAUCCAUCAGUUGUUCCUGGAGACGGUUGAGAAGUGCGAAGAUCAUCCGGCUCUGAUCUCCAAAGAAAACGGCCAAGUGGUGACUCUGACCUGGAGGCAAUACUACGAGCAGUGUCGUGCAGCUGCUAAAAGCUUCCUCAAGCUUGGGCUGAAGCGUUACCAUGGAGUGGGGAUUCUGGGAUUUAACUCCCCUGAGUGGUUCAUCGCAGACAUCGGCUGCAUCUUGGCCGGGGGUCUGGGAGCCGGUAUUUACACGACCAACUCUCCAGAAGCUUGUCAGUAUGUGGCUGCCAACUGCGAGGCCAACGUCCUGGUUGUGGAGAACCAGAAACAGCUCCAAAAAAUCCUGCAGGUGAAGGAUCAGCUGCCUCAUCUGAAAGCCAUCGUCCAGUAUAAAGGCGAGCUGCAGCAGAAAGCACCGAACCUCUAUACAUGGGCAGAGUUCAUGAGGCUGGGGGAGGACGUGCCCAAUGAGCAGCUGGAUGCUGUGAUCAGCAGUCUUCGGGCCAAUGAAUGCUGCACCCUCAUCUACACCUCAGGAACAACUGGCACCCCGAAAGGAGUCAUGCUGAGCCAUGACAAUAUGACAUGGACGGCCACUACGGCAGCUAAGUUGGUGAGUAAGAGCGGUGACGAAGAGGUGCUGGUCAGUUACCUGCCGCUCAGCCACGUGGCAGCCCAGAUGAUCGACAUAUGGGUCUGUAUGAGUUUAGGUGGGACCACCUACUUCGCAGAUCCAGACGCCCUCAAGGGCACCUUAGCAAACACGUUGAAAGAGGCUCGUCCGACUUUUUUCAUGGGGGUUCCUCGCGUGUGGGAGAAGAUGCAGGAAAAGAUGAAGGCUAUGGGUGCCAAGGCAUCCCCGAUGAGGAAGAGAGUGGCAGACUGGGCCAAGUCCAUUGGUCUGCAGUACAACUACAGUGCCAUGAACGGGGAGAAUCUGGUGCCGUGGGGCUUCAUGCUGGCAAACAAUCUGGUCUUCAAGAAGGUGCGCGCUGCUCUGGGCUUAGACCGCUGCAAGCUCUGCUUCACCGGAGCUGCUCCCAUCACCAAAGACACUCUAGAGUACUUCAUGAGCCUGAACAUCCCCGUGAUGGAGCUUUAUGGCAUGAGUGAAAGCUCCGGCCCGCACACCGUCUCCAUAGACGAAUACAGGAUCACAAGCUGUGGGAAGGUGAUGCCAGGCUGCAAGACAAAGCUGGAGAAUCCAGAUGCGGAUGGGAACGGAGAGAUCUGCUUCUGGGGUCGCCACGUCUUCAUGGGCUACCUGAACAUGCCCGACAAGACAACAGAGGCUCUGGAUGAAGACGGCUGGCUGCACUCCGGGGACCUGGGAAGACACGAUGAGAACGACUUCCUGUACAUCACAGGAAGGAUCAAAGAGCUGAUCAUCACCGCUGGUGGUGAGAACAUCCCUCCGGUGCCCAUUGAGGAUGCAUUGAAGGCCGAGGUGCCCUUCCUCAGUAACACCAUGCUGCUCGGAGACAAGCUCAAGUUCCUCUCCAUGCUGCUCACGCUCAAAUGCGUCGUGGACGACAACGGCGACCCCACGGACGAGCUGACCGCCGAGGCUUUGGAGUUUUGCAGGCAGAACGGCAUCGCGGCGACCAAGGUGUCGGAGAUCGUAGCCAACAAGGAGCCGGCUGUUUACAAAGCCAUCCAGGAGGGGAUUGAGCGAGUCAACGCCAGGUCAACGUCCAACGCUCAGAAGGUCCAGAAGUGGGUCAUCCUGGAGAGAGACUUCUCCAUCACUGGAGGAGAACUAGGACCCACGAUGAAACUGAGGAGGCCCAUUGUUGUGAAGAUGUACCAGGACAGAAUAGACGAAAUAUACGCAGCGGCCGCAGCAAAACAGUAAACUGAGAUCACAGAGAGUCAGGAGAAAUGUGGCCAGACAAUAUGAACCUACAAGCGCAAAAGAGGUUUAUAAUGUAAGAGGCAAAGUGUUGAUUCUGACUGUAUUUAAUAGAAUAGAAAUUUUUGUUGCUACGUUUGAAUGUCUCAAAGUUUCCCAAGAGCUGCAGAGAGGUCCGAGCUGUUGGAUGUACAUACAGAUUCACAACACAUGUUGUAAAAAAAACCUCCACAAUCAGAGCCAAAGCUUGCCAUAUGGAGCAUACAGGUGAAUACACUAUUACUCAAACGUGGCACAUGAACAUGAAGUGGGAAGCACUGGAUGGUAACUUUUUACAGUUUAUGAAGGAAAUGUUGUAACUCAUAAUCCACUGUGUCGCGAAAGAUGCUUGAUUAUAAGAUAUGUAUUUUAUUUCUGAAGCGGCAGUAUGUAUUUAAAGAUUUUACAGCAUUGAUUGCCAGUUUCCAGUCUCAUGUUGUGAGUUAAUCCCCAGCUGGUGUAGUCUGGAGGUGAUGAAGUAUUUUUAUAAUGAGAGAAGAAUAUCAACAGUCCAAUCAUCAAGCAUGUGCAAAUUGUAUAUUAUGCAUUUGAAAAUGUUCUUCUCCGUGUACAGUUUGGCACAUAUUGAAAUAUUUAUUUUGUGAUAUAUAUUCCUUGAAUGUCAAUAAAAAGUGAGUGAUUUUGACAAAUUGACCAAA
Messenger RNA from Amphiprion ocellaris (clown anemonefish), 3315 nucleotides. Its product is annotated as long-chain-fatty-acid--CoA ligase ACSBG2-like. The transcript is spliced from 16 exons. Gene Ontology annotation, molecular function: long-chain fatty acid-CoA ligase activity. The coding region runs from base 353 to 2620 and encodes 755 amino acids. NCBI's taxonomy places the organism in Eukaryota, Metazoa, Chordata, Actinopteri, Pomacentridae. The record is from RefSeq and is a predicted model, not a curated record. Gene Ontology annotation, cellular component: endoplasmic reticulum; membrane.